GAAGGGGUGGGCGCGCGGGCCGGCUCAGUCAGCCGCUCCUCUCCUCCUCCUCCUGGCUGGGGGAUUGGCCAGCCGAGGAGGCUCCCCGAGGGCCAGGCCUGCCCGCCCGCCCCUGGCACGCCCCUCUCUGGUGCCCGCGCCCGGCAGCAGCCCCAGCCCGAGAAGCAGCGCGCUGCGCUCUGCAGCCUGCCCCUCGGCCAAGGAGAGCGAGGCGGGCGCGCCUUCUGCGCGCAUCUCUGCUGCUGCUGCCGCCGCCGCCGCCUGAUGGGAGCCAUGCGGGGCGCCGCCGCCGCCCCCGGUGCCUGGCAGGGCCCCCCGCAGGCCGGGGCCGUCCCGUAGGGCAGCCCCCGCCCCCCAUGAGCAGCCCAGAGGCCGCCGCGGAGCAGGAGGAGGGCGCCGAGCAGAAGCUGGAGGCGGUGGUGCAGAAACUGGAGCGCAGCGUCCUGAUCUCGGCGGAAGGGAAGAGCCUUUCUCUCAGGGGCUGCUGCUGCGGGGACUCGCCACCCACCCGCUUGCCGGCCCGAAUCCGAGAGAUCGUCACCAAGAACCUGUCGGAGAGCGAUAGAGAAGCCUCCUUCCACGCCGAGAUGUCCUCCCUGCUGUCCCUGCAGGAGGAGAACCGCAUCCUGCAACAGGAGCUCUCCCGGGUGGAGGAUCUGCUGGCCCAGAGCCGGGCCGAGCGCGAUGAACUGGCCAUCAAGUACAACGCCAUCAGCGAAAGGCUGGAGCAGGCCCUGCGCCUGGAGACGGGCGAGCGGGAGAGGGAGUCCCUGGAGAACAAGAGCCUCGCCCAGCAGAACAUCGAGCUGCGCCGGCGCCUGGACGAGGAGCAAGCGGCCUACAAGCGCAAGCUCCAGGCCUACCAGGAGGGGCAGCAGCGGCAGGCCCAGCUGGUGCAGAAGUUGCAGGCCAAGGUCCUCCAGUAUAAAAAGAAAUGUAGUGAGCAGGAGCAGCUGCUGUUGGAGAAAUCGGCAGAGUUGGAGCAGCAGAGCCUGGUGAGCCGCCUGGACCUCACGGAGUCGCGCCUGCGUCACGACGAGGAGCACAGCAACGACCUGGAGACGGCACUCAUCCGGCUGGAGGAGGAGCAGCAGAGGAGCUCCAGCCUUGCCCAGGUCAACGCCAUGCUGAGGGAGCAGCUGGACCAAGCCAACACCGCCAACCAGGCCUUAAGUGAAGACAUCCGGAAACUGACGACAGACUGGACGAAAGCCCGGGAGGAGCUGGAGCAGCGGGAAGCGGAGUGGCGGCGCGAGGAAGAGUCGUUCAACACCUAUUUCAGCAACGAGCACAGCCGCCUGCUCACCCUCUGGCGGCAGGUGGUGGGCUUUAGGAGACACUUCAGCGAAAUGAAGACCAUGACCGAGAGGGACCUCUCCGAGCUCAACCACGAAGUGUCCCGGUCGACCCGGACGGUGCACGCCGCCUGCUUGAACCUGAGCGGGAACCUGCGCCUGGCGGAGAGCAGUGCCAGCGUGGCCCUGGAGAAGCAGGCGUUGCUGACGGCGCAGCUGGAGGAGCAGCUGAAGGACAAGGUCCGGGACAUGAUCCAGCUGCAAGUCCGGUGCGACACCGAGAAGGCGGAGCUGAUCAGCAGGAUCAACGAGGUCUCGUCCACGCUGGAGCGCCUGAAAUCCCAGAAUGCAGAGAAAUCCAAGACAAUUGAGACGCUGACCCAGAAGUUAGAGAGUCUGGAAGGAGCUCGUGCUCAGGAACAGGCGGCCGCCGAGGCCGAGGAGAUCGAGACCCUGCGGACGGAGUCCGAAAUGCUGCAGCAGACUUUGCGGGACCUUGCGCAGGCCGUCAUCUCCGACGCGGACAGCGGCAUCCACCUCUCGGCUACCGACCGGGCGACUGACGCCUCGGACAGCGACGCCACCGGCUUCAGCUUGCGGGGCUUGUCCUCCAGCCUCCGGACGUCCUCCCCGCUCCGCCGUUCCUCCCCGCACCGGAGUUCCUCUCCUCGCCGCAGCCUCUCCCCGGUCUUCUCGGACUCCACGUUUGCGGUGGUGCAGUCGGCCUUGCAGAAGCGCCAACUGCAGCUUCAGGACAUCCGUGCGAAACAUGAAGCCUCGCAGGACCUGGUGUCUUCCUUGAAGAGGCAGCUGGCGGAAAGCGGGAACGAACGGCAUUCCCUCGAGCAGAAGAUCCAGCAGCUGAAGGACGACGUCGACAGCUUGACACAGGCCCAGGAGGACGCCGCCCGUGAUGCCAGCCGGUUCCGGGCAUCCGUGGAGCUUCUGAGCAGUGAGAAGACUCACCUGGAAAAGAGCUUGCAAGUCGCGCAGGAGAAGUUGGAAGCCCUGAGGCAAGAGAACGGGAAGUUGCAGCUGGCCAACUGUGACCUCCACCGCCAGCGUGACAGUCUGGAGGAGGAGAAAGAAGACAUCAGCAAGGACCAGGAGCGGGCCCAGAAGGAAAUUGAGCGGCGGCACAAACAGCUGGAACAGCUGGAACAGAAGAAGUCCUCCCUGAAGAAGGAGCACGUGCUGAUGAAGGAGGCCCUGAGCAAGGCCGUCCUGGAGAAGGAGGUCUCUGAGAACGAGAAGGCCGAGGUCGCCGAAGCCCUUACUAAGGCUGAGCUGAGCCGGGCAGAGCUGGAGUUAGCCCUGAACAGGCUGAAGGCCGAGGAGGCCGCCUUGCGCGACUCCCUCUCCAAGAUGAGCGCCCUCAACGAGGGGCUGGCGCAGGAUAAAACCGAGCUCAACCGAAUCAUCAUCCAGCUGGAAGAGGAGAAGGCCUCCCUCCUGAGGAAGAAGCAGGAAGUGGAGCAGGAGAAGGCCACGAUCCGGGACGAGCUGGUGCGGCUGGAGCAAGAGAAGCUGGACCUGGAGGCGGAGCGGCAGGGUCUGGGGCAAUCUCUGCAGGCGUCAGAGCAGAGCCGGGAGAUUCUGGAGCGGGAGGUGCUGGCGCUGCAGAAGGACAGGGGCCAGAUCCAGGAGCAGCUGGGGCAGUUGUCCCGCCAGAGGCACGCAGCCGGUGAGGAGCUGGCGCAGGCGCUCAGGGAUCUGGAGCGCCACGGCGAGGCCUCGCUCCGGGCUGGCAAGGAGAAGGAGGCGCUGAUGAAGGAGAAGGCCAGCUUGGUGGUGCAGCUGGCCGCCUCGGAGCGCGAGAAUCGGGGGGUGGCGGAGGAGAUGGCGGGCCUCAGGUCCGAAAAGGACGCCCUGGAGACGACCCUCUUUGACAUCCAGCAACAUCUGGCUCAGCUGGAAGCCCGGAAGGAGCAGCUGGAGUCGGAGAGCCAGAACUUGCUCCGGGUCAGGGAAAGCUUGCAAGUGGAGCUUGCAGGCACCCACAAGCAGAUGGAGGCCGAGGUGAGCCGGCUGGAGAGAGAGCAGGAGCUCUUGGCCCAGCAGCUCAGCCAGACGGAGCAAGACGGGCAGGCGGCUCUGAAGAAGGCCCAGGCCGCUCACGAGGAGGACGUGGACCGUCUCCAGAGGGAGAAGGAGACCUUGAGGCUGGAGCUGGACGCGGAGCACGAGGAGGUCCUGCAGCGCCUGAGCCAGGAGCGGGAGGAGCUGCUGGCCCGCUGCGAGGCGGAGAAGGAGGAGCUGAGCGAAGAGGUCACGGCCCUCCAGCAGGAGCGGGACGAGAGCCUGCUGCUGGCCGAGAACGAAAAGCAGCAGGCGCUGUCCCUCAAGGAAUCGGAGAAGACGGUCCUCCUGGAGAAACUGUCGGGUACCCAGCAGAGCCUGAGCAGCGUCACCCUGGAGAUGGAGAGGCAGAAGCGAGACGCCCAGACCCGCCAAGAGCAGGAGCGGAGCACCAUCAACGCCUUGAACUCGGAGCUGCGGAACCUGCGGGCUCAGUUCGAAGAGGCCAUCGCGGGCCACGAGCGGGAGGCGAAGGCCCUUCACGAGCAGGCCCGGGACCUGACCCAGCAGCGGGAGUCCGCCCUCCGAGAGGUGGAGGAGCUGAAGACGCAGCUGCGCAUGCUGGAGAACGCGCGCGACCUGAUCCGCCAGGACCUGCUGGAGGCCCACCGCCGGCUGCGGGAAGCCCAGGAGGCCCACGACCUCCAGCACAAGGAGACGGCGGACCUGCGGAGGAGCCUGAGCGAUGAGGCCAAAGAGAAGGAGGCCCUGCAGAGGUCCAACGCGGAGCUGCGCGCCACCGUGAAGCGGACCGAGAGCGAGCGCAUCAGUUUGAAGCGUGCCAAUGAGGAGAAGGAACAGAAGAUUUCCAUCCUGGAGGAGGCCCGGGCGGCCGCGGGCAAGGAAGCCGUGGAUCUGCGCAUCAACCUCCAGGAGGUGGAGCGCUCUCGGCUGGAGGCUCGCCGAGAACUUCAGGAGCUGCGGCGACAGGUCAAGAUGCUGGACAGCGAGAACCUCAAGAAGAGCAAGGAGGCGGCCGAACUGCAGGCCAGGGUCGCUCUGGACGAGCAGCGGGAGGAGGAGAGCCGGCGGGAGUCCUUCGGCCUCAAGCAGAAGAUCGUGGAGAGCGAAGCCAGCAGGGAGGCGGCCAGGAAGGAGCUGCACAAUUUGCACCGGAAGCUGUCGGACCUGGAGAGCGGAUUCCUCCUGAAGGAGAAGGACUGGCUGGGCAGCCUGGAGGAGGCCCGCGCCAACGAGAAGAAGCUCCUGGACAACGCCCACAACCUGCAGCUCAAGCUGGAGGCCGCCCAGGCCGAGGCGGGCGAGCUGGGUCUGCGGCUGAGCGCAGCCGAGGGGCGCAUCCAGGGCUUGGAGGCCGAGCUGGGCCGCGUGGAGGGCCUGAAGCGCGAGGUGGAGUUCAAGCUGGGUGGCCUCCAUUCCGCCCUCCGGCGCACCAUGGGCAUUGGACACGGCGGCCAGGCGCCCAGCCCGGCGACCAGGGGCCGCGGGAGCUCCCCCAAAAGGCUCUUCUCCCCUCCCAAAGGCGAGGCUGCCACGGAUGGCCGCAGCAGCCCCACGCCACGGGUGGGCAGCCCGAGCUCCCGCCCCCUGUCGCCGGAACGCAGCCUCUCUCCCAGCCGCGGCGAGCAGCUGGUGGCGGACAUCGACCCGGAGGUGGUCCGGGCGGCGCUUCGGGACUUCCUGCAAGAACUGAGGGAGACGCAGCGAGAGCGGGACGAAGCCCGUUCUCAGCUGGGCACCUUGAACCGCCAGCUGGCGGAAAUGGAGGCGGAGAGGGAUGUUGCCAGCGCCCGGGUUCAGCAGCUGCAGAAGCAAGUGGCUGAGCGUGAUGAAGGGAGGCGCAGCCUGGACGGGAAGCUGAGCGGCGCCCAGACGGCCCUGAUGCUGCAAGAGGAGACCCUGCGCCGGAUCGAGCGGGAGCGGAAGGCUUUGGCGGACAAGCUGGCCACGCUGGAGCGCAGCCUGCAGGCGGCGGAGAACGAGAGGAGGGCCACCCAGGACAAGAUCAGCAAAGUGAAGGCCAACGAGAGCAAGCUGGAGUCCGACAAGCGCCGCCUGAAGGACGUCCUGGACGCCUCGGAAAGCCGAAGCACCAAGCUGGAGCUCUUGAGGCGCUCGCUGGAGGGGGAGCUGCAACGGGCCCGGCUGGUGCUGGGCGACCGCGAGGCGGAGAUCCAGGGGCUCCAUGACCGCAUCGACGCCCUGCAGAGACAGGUGACGGAGAGCGAGACGAAGGCCAGCGGGCUGCAGCUGUCUCUGGACCGCCUGACCCUCUCGCUGGCGAAGGCCACCGAGGCGGAGGCCUCCCUGAAGGAGAAGGUGCAGGGCCUCUCCGGCUCCCUCUCGGACAGCACCGCCAGCUCCACCGCGGCCCAGGAGAAGGCGCUGCAGCUGCAGAAGGCCCUGACGGCCAGCGAGCACGACCGGAGGGUGCUGCAGGUGCGGGGGAGAGCAGGACGCAAGCCGCCGGGCUGUCUGUCUCCGGCCAGGGUUCGCCCCCCAGAGCGGCUGGAUGCGGCCCGCCAGGCGGUCUCGGAGGCCAAGAAGCAGAACGGGGUGCUGACUGAGCGCCUCCAAGCGCUGAAGAGCCAACAGGCUGAGGGGGAGCUGCAGAAAGAUGAACUGGAGGCCAUUGUCCGACAGCAGGAAGAGAUGCUGCGCCAACGCCAGGAAGGCGAGACGGUGGCCCUGCGGAGCCUUCAGAAGCUGCAAGAGGACAAACGCCUCCUCCAGGAGCGCCUCGGCAGCCUGCAGAGAGCGCUGGCCCAGUUGGAGAGCGAGAAGCGGGAGGCCGAGCGCUCCUCCCUGCGCCUGGAGAAGGACAGGAACGCCCUCAAGAAGACCCUCGACAAGGUGGAGCGCGAGAAGCUGAAAACGCACGAGGAUUCGGUGCGGCUGUCGGCGGAGAAGGGGCGCCUGGACCGAUCCCUCACUGGCGUGGAGCAGGAGCUGACGGACGCGCAGCAGCAGAUCCGGCUGCUUGAGGCUCAAGUCGCCGAGAUGGAGCAGGCCCAGGCCCAGAAUCUGGCGGACUCCUCAGCCCACCACCGCCAGGACCUGCAGCUGGAGGUGGAGCGCCUGCGUAGCUCCCAGCUCCAGGUGGAGCGCACGCUGGACGCCAGGGAACGGGCCCACCGGCAGCGGGUCAAAGGCCUGGAGGGACAGAUCCUCACGCUCAAGGAGCAGCUGCAGCAGGAACUACGGAAGGGCCAGACGCUCUUCACCUCGUCAUCCAUCCUCUCAGGCAACUAGGGAGGGCUUUGUGGCUGUGGACCCCUCCCUCCAUGGCGGCCUCCUCCAAGCACUAUGGUUUCCAGAACACACGGGGGCCCUCCGGCUUUGCUUUCCAUGGCCCUGUUUCCAGCGAGGGAGUGGAGAAGCAGGGUCCCCUAAAACCCCGGGUGAAGAUUAACCCUGGCUGCGAUCCCGUGCCAAGUUCGCCAUGAAUUUGCCAACGUGCUUCUGGGUUCGUGAUGUAAAAAUAUGCCUAGAAAGGUUGGAGGGGGAAGGGGAGAGAGGGCCAUGGUGGCAGGGUGUGGUGUUUGUGUUUAGCUGAUCUGUUGGACAACCAGUGACAAACUGGUGUUGUCUGUUUGCCAUCACACACUUUAGAAAGAAAAUGCAGUGUUGGUGUGCCCAUCCCUUUGGCUGUCACUGUGGAAAGAUGAGUCUACCAGAUUAAUUUAUAUUCGAGUUUUCCUCCCUGCACCGUCCCCUAAUUUCUAGGACCAUGGUGGUGAGCACCAAGACAAAAAACCCCAAAUGUUCAGGGGUAGACUCCUAUCUGUUUGAACGCGCGGGCCUCCAUCACCCAAAUCCAGCACCCUUCCCCAAAAUAAGACCCAGUUUGCAGAUGCACCCCAAAGCUACAUGGCAACAGGAAGGAAAGGGUGUUCCUUUGACAUCCCCUUUCCCUGCCUCUUAAGACCCAAGGAGUAGCCCCCUCCCCAACAAAGCAACCCAUACUUUUAUAUGGAGCUCUUUCCCUAUUAAAACCCACUGCAAAAAACCACUAGCAGGGCAAGAAUGUAAGCUGGGGAAAGACUGGAGGAGCAGAGGCCCAUGUUUUCCAUUUGAGACGUUGGGAAACCACGUCUCGUGACAUUCUUCCGUUCAUGAAAGUGACCAAGAUUCUUUUUUAACAUACUUUGUCUAUUUCGCUCUCUCUCUUGUUUUUUGGUUCUUCCUGUAACACAUUAAUCAAGACAUGUAGAAAGUUUCUAUUUUUUAUAACAGUGCUGGUAUUAUAUUAUUAUUAUUGUGAAUAUAUUUGGACUUUGCUCUAUGCUCCCCUCACAUUUGGAAGAGGGUCGCUGGAGGCAGCUCAGAUUAAAUGUCUGUUUUAGCACCCA
Hemicordylus capensis (graceful crag lizard) is the source of this 7687-nucleotide messenger RNA. RefSeq names its product ciliary rootlet coiled-coil, rootletin (gene CROCC). The record is from RefSeq and is a predicted model, not a curated record. Bases 357 to 6587 code for a protein of 2076 amino acids. Gene Ontology annotation, biological process: centrosome cycle. NCBI's taxonomy places the organism in Eukaryota, Metazoa, Chordata, Lepidosauria, Squamata, Cordylidae. The transcript is spliced from 37 exons.